Messenger RNA from Leguminivora glycinivorella, 3282 nucleotides. RefSeq names its product protein peste-like (gene SCRB4). Gene Ontology annotation, cellular component: cytoplasm; membrane. Gene Ontology annotation, molecular function: scavenger receptor activity. The transcript has 10 exons. The record is from RefSeq and is a predicted model, not a curated record. Bases 771 to 2255 code for a protein of 494 amino acids. NCBI's taxonomy places the organism in Eukaryota, Metazoa, Arthropoda, Insecta, Lepidoptera, Tortricidae.
AUGCCUGCCCGCGUAGCCAAUAUGCCAAUCGUUUACGCUCCGUAGAGAAUGAUUGUCACUAUCACACUGACAUGAAGGGUGAUAGAGACAACAACGCUUUGCGUUGUAACGCAAGCGAUUGGCACCUUAGGCUAGGUCGGCUGAUAAGGAGAUUUUAGUUUUCGACGGUCAAUUGCCGAUAGCUACUUACACAUAAAUCAGUCAGAUUAAAUACAGAUAUAGGUACUCUAUCUAAUGUAGGUUAUUAAAUAUUAUAAGUACUUAUAUACUUGAUUUUUAAACGAUAUACCCCGUCACGGACCAUCUACUUCUGCAAUCCUAUCGUUCCUUGGGGAAUAGCGUGACUAGGUAGAAGACAUCAACUAUUCGGGACUUGGUCCAAUCGCGCGUCCAAUAACAUAAUUAACUAUCUAGGUAUAUAGGUAUAAGUAUGUUAGCAAUUGAUAACAAAACGACAGAAAAUCACAAAAAUGUCUCUGAUAACUCAUUAGGACAGUUGAAUGAGAGUAUGUGUAGAUAGACUGCUUAGACAUUAGUAAAUAGGUACAUUGUAGCUAAUCUAUCACGCGUGGGUUACGGUCAUAGACUGAUAAGUGUCAGUAUCGGCUGAACCUUGGAAGCACACGGGCGCGCUAUCUGCGCGAGCACUGAACCCAAAUACGCGCCAAACACAAUAUAUUUUUUUAUAAUGAGUGGUCAUCAGUGAUAGUGUGAUUUGUUUUACAAAUCAGUGUUGUGGAGUUGACCGACAGUCUGAGGAAGCGUGAGCGAUGCGCGGGCGCACGCCGCGCUGGCGCUGCGUAUUCGCCAUCGUGUGCGCACUGCUCGCCGCCGCCGGUAUCGCCAUCUCACUCUCCUGGGGCCGGGUCUUCGACUCCGUGCUGGCGCGACAAGUGGCCCUGGUGCCUGGGUCCCGGUCGUACCACGAGUGGGUGGCGCCAACGGUGCCGCUCUUUAUGGACGUCUACCUCUUCAACUGGACCAAUUCGGCGAAUUUCCCGGAGGAAAAACCUAACUUGGUGCAGUUGGGUCCAUACCGCUUCAAAGAGCACCGGCAGCACGUGAACCUAACGUGGCACGUGAACAACGGCUCCGUGGCCUACCGCACGCUGCGCAGCUGGCACUUCCACCCCUCCAGCAACGGCAGCCUCGACGACAACGUCACCAUGCUCAAUAUUAUAGCUGCAUCAGCGAUCUAUCGCGCCCGGAACUGGGGCUUCUUGGAGCAGAAGAUGCUCUCCAUGUCUCUGGCCAUGUUCGGGCAGCACAUGGUAGUCUCGAAGCCGGCGCUGGAGCUCCUGUUCGACGGCUAUGAAGACGCCAUCUUGGAUGUGGCCAAGACCCUGCCGGCCAGCGCCACCGGCGGCGCCCCGCCUGUUGACAGAUUUGGACUAUUCUACGAAAGGAAUAACUCAAUCACGACCGAUGGCUAUAUGGAAGUGUCUACAGGGGUGGACAGCGGCACGCUGCCCGGUCAGGUGCUGCGGUGGAACUACGAGGACAGCCUGCCGUAUUACAAUGGGGAGUGCGCCAAGCUGAAGGGUAGCGCAGGGGAGUUUCUACCGCGAGACCUGACGGAGCAGUCGACGGUGACGGUAUUCGUGCCGGACCUGUGCCGCUCCAUCCAGCUCACGCAUCAGCGCAGUGGAGAGUUCGGAGGCCUGCCAUAUCACCGCUACUCCGUCGCGCCGGAUAGCUUCGAUAACUCAACGUCCUCCCACCACAACACGUGCUUCUGCAACGGUGAUUGCUCGUGGGGCGGAGUCAUGAAUGUGUCGGCGUGCCGCUACGGGUCGCCGUCGUUCAUCUCACUCCCACACUUCCUGCACGCCGACCCGGGGCUAGUAGCCGCCGUCUCCGGCUUGCAACCGGACGAGGACAAACACUCCUUCUACUUCUCAGUAGAACCGAAACUUGGUGUGCCACUAGAGGUUGCCGCUAGGUUCCAGCUGAAUGUUCUAAUUGAACCGAAUCCUAACAUCGCACUAUAUGAGAAAGUGCCAAAAAUGCUCUUCCCGAUAUUCUGGGUAGAACAAAGAGUGCAAACGGAAGCGAACAUCAUCGAGGAGCUGACAUACGCGCGCGCCAUCUUGGAUUGGGGCGCGACCGUGUGCGCGUGCGCAGCGCUGCUGCUGCUGGUGCUUGUGGCGCUGGCCACGUGCUGCGUGCCGCGACACAAGUACGCGCGCCCCGCCGACGCCAUCAUCAGCGAGAAACCGAAGGAUGAAGCUGAGGUGAAGCUGAACAAUCUGUGAUAAAACUGUCAUUUUUGAUACUGACUGCUCUCAGUAUUGUCACUCGAUUAUGACGCAUUAUCCCGGUCGAUCUAGUCUCGAAGAUUAAAAGACAUUUGAUGCGUUUCGGGAAGUGUAAGCUGCAAGGCAAGGAAGACAAGAUAUUUUUAUAUGAUAUUAGGUGUAAAAUGAUGUCCAGCUGAUGAUAAAUAUAUAAUAUAUUUGAUAAGAUAACAUACUUUAAAGAUAUAUAAUUUUUUUAUAGUGCAAUAUUAUUAAAAACGUCAAACUUCUAUGAAAUAAUGACGUUUAUUUAACCUUUGCACAGGCAGGGCUAUCAAAAUCUCUGCCAACUUUAUGUAUGUAAGUAUCUAUAUUUGUGUAGGUAAAGCAUUUAUAACAGUCAUAGUCACGAGAAUAAUCGUCACGACCUCAAACGCAUUAUUUCCAUAACUACGAUUUUGAGCAUUUUAAAUGUUUUUUUUUUGUUUUUAACAAAUAAGUACAUUAUAUUAUUAACAUUUAUGUUUCUCGCCAAACUGUCUUGCAGUUUGUUGGUGACUCGUUGGUCGACGAUCUACUUAAUUGUGAGAUAGUAAAUAGUUGGGUAGGUUAUACCUACAUUAAGUACAGUACAUGUAUGUUGAUAAUGUAGUUACAAUUAGCUAUGUACCAAUUAUUUUUAGAUAUACAGUUAGUAGUAAGGUACAGUGGCGUAAUAUCGAAUCAAAGAAAUGGUCGGGAAAUAUCGAAACGAAUCUUGAUAUGAUUGAAAUAAUGGCACGUGAUUGAUGUUUUUAUGUGACUAUAAAUUAGACGACGACGAAUUACCCCACUGCACCUUAAUGUUGAUUGACAAUGUGACUCGUUAAUCAUACAUAAUAUAUCAUUAGGUGGUGAUAAUUGUAGGUAAAUGUCGACUAAACUGCGACAACAAUGGGACAUACUAAAUACUUGUUUGUACGUGUACAACAAGAGAGCAAAGUUUUUCGAGUACAAGUUGAAUCUUGCGUAAGUAUAUACUGUAAGUAGUCUGAUGAAAGUGAUG